Molecule: messenger RNA, 1613 nt
Organism: Geodia barretti
Lineage: Eukaryota; Metazoa; Porifera; Demospongiae; Tetractinellida; Geodiidae
Source: the annotation of a GenBank genome assembly
CAGUGGGGCGGAAGAUGUCCGGACAGCAGGACCUGAGCGACUUCGAGUACCAGCUGCAGGCGGAGCGGUUGGCGGGGGACGCGGGGGACGCGGGGGCCGCGGGAGGCUGGGACAAAACGCAGACGUAUACGGACCCCAGCGACGGGACCCUGUACGAGUGGGACGCCGAGAAGAAGGGGUGGUUUCCGAAGAUCGAUGAUAAUUUCCUAGCUGCCUAUCAGGCCAACUACGGAGUAGCGCAGCCCGAGACCACACCCACUGACCCCGCCCCCUCAGAGCCAGUCGUGCAGCCAGUAGCGGUGACCCCACACCCAGCAGGUGGUGAAAAGCCAACACCUGACGAGCAGUCUUCAGCUAGCUCUGAAGAUGGCACACGGAAGAGGAAGCAAGAACCGGAGGAGGGAUGGUUUGAAAUCGAGGACUCGAAAAACCACAACAUUUACGUGUCUGGUCUUCCACGCGACGUAACCCCCGACGAGUUUGAGCAACUCAUGUCCAAAUAUGGCAUCAUCAUGGAGGACGAUGAUGGAGAACCAAAACUGAAGUUGUACACAGACUCAAAUGGAGAGGUAAAGGGCGACGGUCGUUGCUGCUACCUCAAGAUUGAGUCAGUGGCUCUGGCACUGCAGCUGUUGGACGGAAUGCAGUUGAGAGGCAGCACCAUCAGAGCCGAGAAGGCAAAGUUCAGUCUGAAGGGGAGCUACAAUCCAGCUCUGAAGAAAAAACCGAUGAAGAAGAGUAAAAAGAGCAAACAGAGUGCCCAGGGAAAGCUACUGGACUGGAGAGAACGUAAAGCAGCAACCAAUGAACAUAAGACAAAGUACGAUAAGAUUGUCAUCGUCUCCCACGCCUUCCAUCCCAGCGAGUUCGAGGAAGAGGCUCUGCUGAUAAAUGAGAUAAAGGAUGAUCUGAGGGAAGAAUGUGGGAAAUUUGGAGUUGUGAAGAAAAUUCUUCUCUUUGAUGUGAGGAAAUUGUGGCUGUACGUAAGGGCUAAAUUUAGGAACUGUUACUAUAAAUGGAAACCUAACGGCAUUCUUGCACUGUAACAUGUCUCUGGUCCAGCGUCAUCCAGGGGGUGUGGUCUCGGUGGGGUUCAAGGAGGCGGAGUCAGCGGCCGCGUGUGUGACGGCCAUGAAUGGGAGGUGGUACGGAGGAAGACAGCUGGGUGUGGCCAUCUGGGACGGCGUCACCAACUAUCAGGUGGAGGAGACAGAGAAGGAGAGAGAAGAGAGACUCAAAGAGUGGGAGAACUUCCUGGAGGAAGGGGAGGGGGAGGGAGGGAAGGGGGGUGGGAAGGGAGGGGGAAAGGACUCCACUGCCACAUCUACACACCAAUCCAGAGGAGAAGAUAAGGAAAGUGGUGAAAGCUGAAAAAGACAUUCUUUUAUGUGAAUCUUUGUGACAAUUCUCUUCCAUUCUCACGCACAGACAAUAUUAUAGGCAGGGAUUUUCUGUUUAUAUGCGUCAAUCAGUGCGCUGUUUAACUGCGCAUGCAUAUAUACUGCACCUUCUUGCGCAAACCUGUUCGACAUUAAUGCCUGCUUCUCGCUCGCACUUGCCAGAAAUGCAUAUGCCUGUCUACUGUUGUGCAUGAUUAUCCUAGGUACAGUAUA